Messenger RNA from Lathyrus sativus (Indian pea), 387 nucleotides. Lineage: Eukaryota; Viridiplantae; Streptophyta; Magnoliopsida; Fabales; Fabaceae. The record is from the annotation of a GenBank genome assembly.
AUGCCACAAGGUGAUAAAAGGAAAUUAUUUUCCCAAUGCAAGGAAGGUGCUAGAAAGGAUAUUAUACGGGCAUUUGGAGUUCUCCAAUUUCAAUUUGUGAUCAUAUGUAAUAUGGCUCGUUCUUGGCACUUGGGUGCUCUCAAACAUAUAAUGAAUACAUGCAUCAUAUUGCACAACAUGAUCGUUGAAGAAGAAUGUGUCACAUAUGGUGGAAAUUUUGAUUAUUCUUACGAUAAUCUGGGAAAUGACAAGACAACACUACCAGAUAAUUCUAAUAUUGAUCUUCAAGAGUUUCAACUUAGAAUAUUUCAUGUUCGUGAUAAAAAAGUUCAUCGACAACUUCAACAAGAUUUGAUAGAUCAUAUAUGGGAGCAUUUUGCUCAAUAG